Messenger RNA from Drosophila innubila, 823 nucleotides. RefSeq names its product venom allergen 3-like. Lineage: Eukaryota; Metazoa; Arthropoda; Insecta; Diptera; Drosophilidae. Bases 13 to 750 code for a protein of 245 amino acids. The record is from RefSeq and is a predicted model, not a curated record. The transcript has 2 exons.
UCAAUUGUAAGCAUGCUGUACUUGUAUGCGAUGACCUUCAAUGAUCCAAAGUUUUGGACUAAAACGCCGCGAUAUAAAAUGCGUGGAGAAUUGCGUACGCCAAAACCACCGGAGGAUUAUUGCCGCAAAGGACUCUGUCCGCCGGGUGUGAACCACAUUGCCUGUGACAAUCCGUUUUGGGGACCACAGUGUAAAAAGCCACGUGAAGGAGUUAAUAUGGAUCGUCUAAAAUCUUUAAUCGUUGAUCAUCAUAAUUGGCUGCGCCGUCUUUUAACUAGAACGCUUCCGGUCUCACCUUUGGAUCCGUACUUGGGAGAUUUACCAACAGCCAAGCACUUUCCCAAGGUACAAUGGGAUCAAGAGCUCUCUAUACUGGCAAUGCGUGUAACAAACUUCUGCAAUGAUGAAAAAGCCAGUGAAUGUGUAAACACGCCUCGUUUCUUAAACGUGGGAAAAAGUACUAUGAGUCAUUCAAACCCUGUACGUCAAUUUCCGGAAGCUAUUAUAACACAGGCAUUGUAUUUUUUUGGAUUUGGUCCACUACAAAAUGUGGACUCAACGUUCGUAACGAGUUUUCCAUCAGAUGCAUCCAGUAACGAAUAUGCAUUAGCAAAUAUAAUCAAUGACAAAGUUCGAUAUGUCGGCUGCGGUAUAUUACUUCAAAGAUCUGGAAUUAACUGGAAUUAUCACAUUACCUGUCUGUACAAUGAAAAAGCCAGGCCUGGAGAACAGUUGUACGAAACUGUUUAAAGAAUCAUGUAUGAAUAUAUAUCAAUGUAAUUGAAAACUGAAAUAAAUCAAAUAUACUUUGUAAGAUUUUUAA